This is a messenger RNA of Peromyscus eremicus (cactus mouse), 1971 nucleotides long. RefSeq names its product spermatogenesis associated 21 (gene Spata21). The transcript is spliced from 11 exons. The coding region runs from base 16 to 1851 and encodes 611 amino acids. Lineage: Eukaryota; Metazoa; Chordata; Mammalia; Rodentia; Cricetidae. The record is from RefSeq and is a predicted model, not a curated record. Gene Ontology annotation, molecular function: calcium ion binding.
AGCACCCAGGCUGGAAUGAAGUGUCUGUUGUUUAUUCUUUGCACAAGGAAUCAGUCAUCUUGGGCAACCGAUGAAGGGCCGAGGGAUCUGCAAGCCGGCCAGGAACAAGCCCAGCCUGACGGGGAGUGUGUGACCUCUGAAGAGCAGCCACAGCCAACCAUGCAAACCAAGGACCAGCAGGAGAGAUGGCAGAGCACCGAGGCCAAAGAGAUUCAUCCCACCGAGAGCUGCCAGGCUCCGAAUCUCCCCACUCAGGGCAACACGGAUCAACAUUUGGAAAAGCCAUGCCCCUCGGACAGCAGGAGUCAGCCACUAGAGGAUGACCCCCACAGUGAUGCAGGCCUAUCAGAGGUCAGGCUGCAGGAGCCCAUGCCAACACCCAGCUCAGGGACACACAAGAACAGCUCCCAGGAGGCAGUGCCCCCCAAACCCACGGCGACUGCAGAAGAGAAGAAGGCCCCUCCCAUCUUGAGAUCUGCACCAGGACCUCGAACACACAAAGAGGGAGGUGAAGCUGUGGAGACCAAGGCAGCACCAAGGCCUCUUCCUCCACCAGAGUUAAGAGACACUGUUGAGAAGAAGGAGCCGGGCCAAGGGCAGAAGCACCGACACCAGGCUUCGGCAGCUGCAGGCACCCAGGGCCCUGGGAACCCUCGUCGGGGCUUCAUGAAGUGCCUACUGGAGGUGGAGGAGCAGGAGGAAGCCACCCAUCGGAGGACUUUAAAAACCCGGACUCUGACAACCCGGAGGUCCCCCAGGACCCUGACUUCUGUCUCCACCUCAGGCCCCAUCAGCAGCUCAGUCCCAACCUUGCCUCUGACCCUGCUUGAGCCCUCCACCUCAGCUCCAGCUACUGUCCCACUAUGGGCCAGACCACCAGCCCAUGGGCAAGCCCCUGCCUCUGUGGGAUCCCCUGGCUCAGUCCUGUCAGCCCCCACCCAGGACCUGAGCUGGAGAUGGCCAGAGUUCUUACCCCAGAGCAAUGAGAGAAACCUGAACUAUGCCAAGACACGGCAGGAGCCAGAAGAGCAUGGCCUCUUCAAACUGUAUCAGAGCUGGGAGGAGCGGUCUGAGGAGCACCUCACCCUGAAGCAAGAGGAAGCCUUCCGCAGCUACUUUGAGAUCUUCAACGGCCCUGGUGAGGUUGAUGCGCGAAGCCUCAAGAACAUCUUGCUCCUAAUCGGCUUCACCCUUACCCCAAGCCAGGUGGAAGAAGCCCUGAUGAGUGCCGAUGUCAAUGGAGAUGGUCAUGUGGAUUUCAAAGACUUCUUGGCAGUGAUGACAGACACCAAACGCUUCCUCUGCUCUGUGGAACAGAAUGUCCUGAUGGAUAUGUCGCCCCCGAACCCCUACACACUGUUCUUUGAGAUCCUCUCUCUGCUGGUGGAAAUGCUGGCCCUGCCGGAGGUGGCCCUAGAGGAGAUCACGAACUACUACCAGAAGAAGCUGAAGGAAGGCACCUCCAAGACCCGAGAGACAGAAUCGAAUAUGGGCGGGCUGCGAUCAAGGAAGAAGCUUCCUUACAAUGCUCAGCAGCAAGCAGACAGCUUGGAGGUCCCAGAACGAAGGGUCCUCAGGAUCCUGGGCCGGCUGAAGCAGCAGAACUAUGCUGCCAAUCUGCAGAGCCCCUAUGCCCAGGUGCCCUGUAUCCCACUCUGCCCGAGGCUGGAGAAGAAGACGGUCCGUCGAAAGCAGGGUAGCCAUAACCAUCCUGUGCUGGAUCAGUGUGUCUCUACAAGCUUGGGCCCUGACCUCCAUGGCCUCCUCUUUCAGUCAGGACAGCAAGGAAGCAGGGAACACAACUCUGACAGCAGAAAGUGGCUUAGCUCCGUGCCAGCCCGAACCCACUGAUCAUCUGGAAUCCUGGCUCCAGAAGUUCAAGGCUUAAAAGACAGCUGGGCCGUGGGGCAGGGCCUGGCUUUGGGAGUUUGCUUUCAUGGCCUGGUAAGCCAAUAAACACCAAGAACUUCA